CAAUUUCGACUACGUAGAAUGUUCGCUGCGCAUUGCUAAUUUCUGCAUUUUCCACUAAGUGUGGUCCGCAAUCUCAAGGAUCCGUACUGUCUUAUGCGUUUAGUCUCUUUCUACGAUCUCUAUCUCCGUUUAUUGUUGCUUGUUUUAUGUAGAUGCUAAAGGUACGGUUCCUUCAGAGGAAGAGACGAAAGCAUGAUUGAGUGAUCUAAGAAACAUGCCAAGCGAGCUAUGGUUUGCACUGUCGAUGAUUUACAAGAAUGGAAAGACUUUCCCAAGGGUCUUAGGGUUCUUCUCCUUGACCGCGACAGUAGCUCCGCUUCCGAGAUAAGAUCAAAACUUGAGGAAAUGGAGUAUGUUGUUUAUUCCUGCACUGAUGAGAAGGCAGCUUUGUCAGCAAUUUUGAACACACCGGGAAACUUCCAUGUUGCAAUUCUGGAGGUGUGUGCAAGAAAUUAUGAUGAGAGUUUUAAGUUGCUUGGAACUUCCAGGGACUUGCCAAUCAUAAUGACUUCGGAUGUUCAUUGCCUAAGUACCAUGAUGAAGUGCAUUGCACUUGGUGCAGUUGAGUUCCUAUUGAAACCACUCUCGGAGGACAAACUCAGGAAUAUCUGGCAGCAUGUCAUUCACAAGGCAUUUUCCAAUACUCCAAAGCCUGAUGAACACUCCGUAGCAUCCUUGAUGCGACUCCAAUUAGAGAAUAAAGACAAGAAUGAAGCUCAGGGAGAUAUGGAAAUGCUUUCUUGGAUUCAGGAUAUUGUAUGGGAACCACCAGAAGGAAGUGAGGAGUCUCAACUGAACCUGGGAGCAUCUUUGCAAUGUAGCUGGGAAAGCGGACAUCAAAUGAACUGUUCAAUGGAAACAGAUUGCAGGGAAAAAGAUGGGCACUCUAAAUUCGUCGAAACUACUACACAUGAUUUGGUUUGUGAAGGUCCAUUUCAGGAGGGCCAACCUCGAUUAUCUGGCAAGAAUAAAUCUAAUGUCAAAAGUAGGUCUUCAGCUUCUGAGCAUUCAAUCCAAGGCUCUGAUGUGAACCAUUCUGCUGGAUCCAAAGCGAAAAAAUCAAAGGUGGACUGGAGCCCAGAGCUACAUAAAAAAUUCGUUCAGGCAGUGGAACAGUUAGGCAUAGAUCAUGCAAUUCCUUCCAAAAUACUUGAGCUCAUGCAAGUUGAAGGUUUAACAAGGCACAAUGUUGCAAGUCAUCUCCAGAAGUACAGGAUGCAAAAGAAACAUAUAAUGCACAGAGAAGAAAAUCCAUGGUGGUCACAUCCAAGAUGUACAAUACAAACCAAUCACUUGAAACCUAUCAUGGCUUACCCUUCUUAUCAUCCUAACUGUGGAAUAUCACCAUCUGCUGCUUUUCCAACAUGGAGACAGACCAAUGCCCUCGUUUGGGGUCCGCCCGGGUUUUGCCAUUGGCCACGACCAGGAAUUCAGCCCUGGAAUUCCUAUGCAGCAGGGGUAGAAGCUGAUGCAUGGGGUUGCCCUGUGACGCUGCCUUCUCAUGCUCCAUAUUUUGCACGUCCUCAGCAUGUAUUAUCAGCUUCACACAAUAUGCAUGCGGUAAAUAAGAGCUACGGCAUGCCUCAGAGUUCAUUUGAUCUUCAACCGGAUGAGGAGGUGGUUGACAAGGUUGUAAAUGAGGCAAUGAGGAAGCCAUUCUCACCGCUUCCAUUGGGGCUUAAACCUGCCACAGAAAGAGUUCUCACAGAGCUUUCUAUGCAAGGGAUCUCCAUCGUCCCUCCUCAAAUCAACGGCUCCAGACCUCCCUGAUCCCAUUUCUAUAUAAUAUCUGUGUCGUAAUUGAUUUUAGCCAAGUUUGUUAAAU
Messenger RNA from Cucurbita moschata (crookneck pumpkin), 1825 nucleotides. Its product is annotated as two-component response regulator-like APRR2. The record is from RefSeq and is a predicted model, not a curated record. The transcript is spliced from 14 exons. Gene Ontology annotation, cellular component: nucleus. Gene Ontology annotation, molecular function: transcription cis-regulatory region binding; DNA-binding transcription factor activity. NCBI's taxonomy places the organism in Eukaryota, Viridiplantae, Streptophyta, Magnoliopsida, Cucurbitales, Cucurbitaceae. Bases 229 to 1770 code for a protein of 513 amino acids. Gene Ontology annotation, biological process: phosphorelay signal transduction system; positive regulation of DNA-templated transcription.